UAGAGGCCGCAUACCUCCUUAGGAUGCAGUAUAGACCUGUCCAUUGGCUGGCAGACAUCGGUUCUUUUUCGAAACGACAACGACUCAUGAAACCGAGAGGAUAGAGGGUACGAGUCGUGUUAAACACACUGGUGUGUCGAUACGUCAUGAGGUAUACUGUUGUACAUGCGUGAUCGUUGUUCUCUGAACGGUAUAAUUUUUCUGGAAACCAAAGUGAACUGCCAAACGCGGAAAUACACGUGGAGUGAUGAUGAGUUGAUACGGCUGCAAGGAAGAAGGAUCUUGGACUGAUUUUAUGAGGUGACGAUGUGGACGAUUUUACUCUUCAUCCUCUCCACGUGGUCUUCGUCAUGGGGUCAGGUGAUCAACAGAGCACCACAUUUCGUGCAAGGUGGCGACAUGGCCAGACUGGCUGUGUCGGAAGGGACACCUCCAGGUGCACCUGUGUACACUCUCAAGGGAGAAGAUCCAGAAGGAUCCAAGUUACAUUACUCGAUCAGUGGUGAAUAUUUCACUGUGAACCGGGACAGCGGUGUCGUUGUUCUCAGAAAGGCGUUAGACAGGGAGAUCCAGGACUUGAUCGAAGUGAUCAUCAGCAUAACGGAUGAAGGGAUCGCGGGAUCAGAGCCAAACACCGUGUCCCUUCGGCGUGAGAUAGCGGUGCUAGAUGAAAACGAUAAUCCACCGGUGUAUCACGGCAGACCUUAUGCAGCCAGGGUGCCAGAAAGUGCACACGUGGGUGGUCUGCUAGUUCCUCCUGGCACCAUCACGAUCACGGAUCGCGAUGGCGGUGUAAACGCUGAUGUUCACGUGGAAUGCGUCUCCACGUCGCGAGACGAUGACGUGUGCGAGGUCUUCGUCGUUUCUACAGAAAAGUUGGCAGAGGGCAAGUACGACGUGCAGAUCACUCUGUCGAAGUCGCUCGAUUACGAGAGGAGGAAUUCGUACUUGAUCAACCUGCUGGCUGUGGACGGUGCCAGUGACGUCUCGAAGAGGUUACAAGCCAGGGCAACAGUAGCCGUGGACGUUCUCGACGUUCAGGAUCAGCCACCCGUGUUCCUGAACGCGCCGUACAGCGCGGCACUUCCGGAGAACACGCCAGCUAGUCACACGAUCCUGACAAUCAGAGCGCGCGACGGUGACACGGGUGAACCGAGAGCUCUCCUGUUAACUCUCGAGGACGAGGAAUCGGGCCACUUUGAUCUCGACGUGUCGAGAGAGGGUGACGUGACGGUGGGCAAGCUGGUUACAAGCAACGUUUCCCUCGACCGAGAGGAUCCCAGAAUCCUGCAAAAUGGUGGCAUUUAUACGUUUCAAGUGAAAGCCACGGAAUUAAUCAACAACGAGAUUCCAGCUGACACGGCAACCUCGAUCGUCACGAUCGUCGUCACAGAUGUCGACGAUCUGAUGCCUGUGUUCAACGACAAGUAUUUUAACAUCAAAAUCUCGGAGGACAUAGGUAAAGAUACACCUUUGCCGGGAUUGAACAUGAUAGUGAGCGACGGAGACGUUGGGGAGAACGCGAAGUACACAUUGGCCCUUAGGGAUGCUCCGGAUUAUCCUGGAGUUAGUAAAGCUUUCGUUGUGAGUCCUGAGGAAGCUCAAGGUCGUGUGCCGGUUGUGGUCAAAGCGAAAGACGUCGAUGUGCUGGAUUACGACGUGGACGAUCCUUCUAAGAGGCAACUUGAGUUCGACGUUGUUGCGCUCGUUGCAAGCGAAGUGGUAGCCACAAGCAGAGUUCACGUUGAAUUAAUGGACGCCAACGAUCAUAGUCCCGAGUUCUCUCAAUCAAUCUACAAAUUAUCCGUGCUAGAAGACGCCGAGAUAGGCACACGAUUUGGCAAUGUGUUUGCCAGAGACUACGACAGUGAUUCUUUCGGGGAAUUGACUUACACUCUGCGUGGCUUUGGUGCUGACAAAUUCAAAACCAAUCCAAAGAUAGGCGGAAUUUCAGUAGCGAAGCCAUUGGACUACGAAGUACAAAAAUCGUAUUCAUUGACGAUGGAGGCUAAAGACGGAGGCGGAAGAGUGUCUGCUGUGAACAUUCUGAUAGAAUUGGACGAUGUUAAUGACAAUAAACCGAUCUUUGAACAAACUGAAUAUACGAGAACGAUUAGAGAAGGAGCGACCAGUUUCGAUCCACAGAUGUUUGUUAGAGCGACUGACGUCGAUGGUCCAGCACAAGGAAAUGGAAACGUGACAUACUCUAUUAUUUCGCAUAACAGCAUGACGAACGAUGUUUUCAAGAUAAAUCCAGAUACCGGGGAAGUGACAAUGACGAAACCAGUGCGUUCAGACGACACAGAAAGAGGUAUUUACGAACUAGUGAUUCAUGCUACGGACGCUGGGACGCCGCCAUUAUCUUCUGAAGCGAAACUAUCGGUCAGAGUCGGAGUACCUGGUAACCAGAAGCCUGUCUUCCGUGGAAAUUAUAAAUCUAAUUUACCAGGGCCUAGUACUUAUCGGGCGAGAUUGCUAGAGAACGCAUCACCUGGAACGGAAGUCAUUAGAGUCGUGGCAAACGACCCUGACGGAAGAGACAGCUUGUUGCAGUACCACAUCGCAUCCGGUGCUAAGGAUAAUUUUGUCAUAGAUCCCAGUUCUGGUGUCAUCACGGUUUCGCCGGAUGCUCGAUUGGAUUUGGAAACCGGAGGAGAGAAAUAUGAAGUAAUUGUUUACGCUAUAGAUUCUGGCACACCCGUUAGAGAAACCGCUACGACAACUGUUACAGUGAACAUGGUAGACGUGAACAAUAAACCACCGACGUUCAACGAGUCGACGUAUCUGGUUUACGUGUCAGAAAGGGCAGCUAUCGGUGAACCAGUACUGAAAGUAGUAGCAACAGAUCCAGACUCGGACGCUUAUUUGGAAUACUCUUUAGUAGAACCUAUCAGAGCUGUCGACAAAACCGGCGUGGCUCUUAAGAGCACAACUUCCUACGAUUACAAAACGGCGUUCCGAAUAAAUUCGAUGAGUGGUUUGAUUACGGUAAAUCGUGUAUUAGACUAUCAAGUGGCUGCGGUAGUAAUCUUGACCGUUCAAGUGCAAGAUUUGAAUGCUAUCGCUGAUAAAGAGAAGCAGAUUACGCAGGUCGAGGUGACGAUUUACAUCCAAGCAUACAGCGACGACAAUCCAACGUUUACGAAUCCAGGAUGGUCGCCUAAUAAUCCUACAAUCAAGAUCUCUGUGCCAGAGGAACAACCUCUCGGUACUACUUUGUUAAUGUUGUCAGCCAAAGAACCUACCACUGGCUAUGCUGUUCAGAGAUUUGAAUUGGUGAGGGAAGAUGAUGACGAAGGUUACGUGAACGUCGGUGUUCAAAGUGGAAACGUUGUUCUGAGUAAGAGGCUGGAUUAUGAAGCUCUGAAUCAGAAGUUCAUUCGGUUCAAAGUGCGUGCAUUAGCACGGGAUUACGAGAUAACGAGAAAGAUGUCCGAGGCAAACGUAAUGGUCGAAGUGCAAGAUACGAACGACAACAGUCCUAUCUUUGCGCAAAAGGAUUACAAAAUUUCUGUACUAGAGUCAGCAAAGCCUUCGAGGGUUGUAUUAAACGUCAGAGCCACGGAUGUGGAUAGUUCCAGUACGGAACAGGAAGUUAAGAGAGGAUAUGGUGAGGUGAGAUACUCUUUAGUUGGAGAGAACGCUAACAUGUUCGAGGUGGAGCCAAUAACUGGAAACAUUCAGAUUGCAACCAAUACGACGCUUGAUAGAGAAAAACAGUCGGUUCUUCGUUUCUACGUCGUUGCAUCGGACAUCCCUCAAGGUGGAGCAGAACAGAGAAGCACCAGAGCUUUGGUCACUGUAGACGUUUUAGACGUCAAUGACAACACCCCGACAUUUGAGCAAGAAUCUUAUACAGCCGUGAUACCUGAGAACGCUCCAUCAGGUGUCAAUGUAGUGAACAUCACUGCCACAGACCCGGAUGAAGGAAACGGAGGAAUAAUUAACUAUGAAAUCAUCGACGAGGGUGAAGCAAGUGGGCUGUUCGAAAUAAAUCACGCGACCGGAGAAAUUUACUCAGCUCGAGAAUUGACGGGCAAAGGACGAACGGAGCCGUACAUAAUGCGAAUCAGAGCUCAGGAUGGUGGCGAGCCGGAGCUCUACUCCGACGUGAUUCUGACUUUAUACAUCGGCGAUGUAGUGAGCAACGAUGGCGUUCCUCUUUUCAUCAGACCCACUCUCGAGGAAGUAGCCCACGUAGCCGAGAACUCAACGAUUGGCAGCCCGGUGUUCCAAGUCGUGGCUUCAGAUCCCGACGAUCCAAAUUUACCAAACGGGAAGAUCACAUUCAAAUUCCUCGAGGAUGGAAACUUCGGGAAAGACGCGAGUGCCUUCAGGAUCAACAGCGAGACUGGCUUGAUUACCACUAGAAAAUUAUUGGAUCGUGAGACGAAGGACAGUUACACGUUGAUAUUAGUGGCACAAGACUUGGGAAGUCCUCCACAGCAGGCAACCAGGGUUCUCCAAGUGAUCGUGAGCGACAUCGACGAUCACAAGCCUCAUUUCAAACGGAAUCUCGACAGUCCACCUAUAGAACUGACGAUAUUCGAGGAGGAGCCAAUUGGAGCGAAGGUUGGCGCGAUCGAGGCGAUUGACGAAGACAUCGAGGAGAAUGGAAUGAUCGAUUAUUCGAUCGUCUACGGAAACGAGGCUAGUCUGUUUAUCGUAGAGAGGCUAGAGAACAAUUCGGCAAUCAUCAGAUCGAACGGUCGUUUGGACAGAGAGGCAGCUGAUCGGCAUUUGCUUACUGUUAAGUGUUUCCCCUUUUCUACAAAAAAGAGCGACGUUGUUCCGAAGCCUUACAAUCGACAGGAUCCUUCCGAGAGACAAGUCCUCGUCAAAGUUCUCGAUAUCGACGACAACAGGCCAAAGUUUAAGAGAGAGAACGUCACGUUAGGCGUGCGUCUGAAUGUUCCGAUAGACACGAGUCUGAUCACGUUGGAAGCCUCUGAUGCCGACUCUGACGCCCUUCCGAUUAAUUACAGCAUGGGCAAGGCUUCUUUCACUUCUCUCGUCGACACGUCCAUGUCCAAACGACACAUUCCUUCGCAUUUGUCUCUGAAUCCUCAAACCGGCGAACUCAGAACGACCGGUUCUAUGUCUAGCUACGCGGAUGGUUACAUGGAGAUCAUCGUCACAGCCAAUAACUCGGUUAUCCUAGGCAGAGAGACGAAUAUCACUCUGAGGAUAUUUUUACUGCGCGACAGAGACAUGUUGAAGUUCGUGUUUUCAAAGCCACCGGUAGAAGUCAGGAAGACACUGGAGGAAUUUGAAAGAUCUGUGCAACAAGCCCUGUCAUUGCCUAUAAGUGUCAAUGUGUACGAUACGCAGUUUUAUUCGAAGGAGGACAAUUCUCUGGACUUCUCGUCGACCAGCUCCUGCUUUCAAAUGGUCGGGAAGGAAACAUACGAUUUGGACGAGAUGAAAGCCCUUCUGACUGAUCCGAAGAACGAGGAGUUGAAGAAGGUGUACAGGACGUAUCACGUGGAAAAGGUGCAGAAUUGCGCUGCUGUGGUAGCCAGAGCCGAUGCCUCGAUGACGCAGAUGUGGGUGCUCGCCAUCGCGGUUCUUGUCGGCGUUGCUGCGGUGAUCUCCAGCUGCGCGCUUUGCUGCAUGCACGCCAAAUACAAACGACAUGUGAAACACGCCCGUUUGCGUGAUCAGUCUCGACCACCAUUGAGUUACGUCUCUUCCGGUCCAGGAAUGAUCAGUGCCACGUCACACACGACGCUGGGACCUGGUACCAUGGUUUCUCUGGGGCCGCACGAAGGUCCUUACGAAUGGGGAGCGGACACAACUCUCUAUCAUCCGAGUACUCUCGGUUCCAGGACGUAAACGAAUUAUUUGUCUGAGAUUAAAUAUUCAAAUUCGAAAAAGGAAAAAUUUGGAUCGUCUCUGAGAACAGAAUGUAAAGAUUUUUAUCCCUUUUGUAUAGAGGACACCUUAAGAGAAACUUCGUUUAGAAAUUUCGAUGAGAGACAUCGAUUGUAUUACUUUGAUAUUAUUUAACGAACAUGCCAUAUUGAGAUUUUUAUUUCGUAAAAAAGUAUAGUUGCAAGAGGAAAUAUCAUAGGAGUAGUAAGUGUGAUACGAGAUGAAAUUGAAGAUUAAUAGUAGAAACGUUAGGCAUAAGCAUUCGCGGGGAAUGAAAUGUUCGAUUUGUCAAUCGAAAAAUAUAAUUGGAAAUCUUUCAGAUGAAUGUAUCCGAUUAUCAUAAUUACAAACGCCAAUCAAAAGUACAGUACAGCUUUAAUACUUGCUCGUAGCUAUUCGUUAGCUUCGAACGUUAUUUUAUUCAUUUACUCACGUAAUUUAAAAAUCUAAAAAUCAUUCAAACGCGUUAAUACUAUUUCGAAAUCGGUGAAUUCAUGCAUUUAACGAGAAAUAGAAAAAUUAUGAACAGACAGUUUUAAGAACUGACUGUGUUUUCUCGUUGGAAACGCUCGGGAAAGGAAAACUCGAAGCACAAAUGAAUAUAUUGUAUUAUACAUACAUAGUAAGGAAAUGAGAAUCGUGUAACGAAGUCGACGAAUGGUGCUAUAAUGUAAGAUGGAAAAGUUCGUGCCAAAAUAUAAGGACACGUGUAAAAUGCGAUACUAUUUAGAAUUAAGCGGAACUAACUCGCGUGAAUUGUAUAUUUCUUCGACUGUACACGGAUCUGACUCACAAACACUCGCGACAUUGUCAACACGCGCUUGUAAUAUAUGCAGUAUUUAAGGAGGAAAUAAAAAAAAAAAUGUACAUUUGAGUUAUGUUUAUAAAAAAGAAGAAAAAAUAUCGCUGUGUGUGUUUUUUUUUCUGUAUACCAAUUUGAUUACAGUCCUGAAUCGACUUUCGAAUCAAUGUAAUGUAAAUUAAAAGCUUACGUACAAAAUAAGGUAUUCCCACGUCAUAUUUAAAGAAAAAAAGAAAAAAAAAAUCCUGAAUCA
This is a messenger RNA of Heterotrigona itama, 6929 nucleotides long. The record is from the annotation of a GenBank genome assembly. NCBI's taxonomy places the organism in Eukaryota, Metazoa, Arthropoda, Insecta, Hymenoptera, Apidae.